AUGACUUCGAACGGAAACUUUGGGGCAGAGACAACUGCCGAAGAAGUAGCAGCUUCUUUUCGCGACCAGAUUGUCGGAAAGACGAUCCUCAUCACUGGCGUCAGUCCCAAUGGUCUCGGUGCUGCUACUGCCCAGGCUCUCGCCAAGUAUGAGCCUGCGAACUUGAUCUUCACAGCUCGAACAAUCUCCAAGGCAUCUGCCGUGGCUGAUAGCAUCCGGGCCGAAAAUUCAAAUCUGAAAACGCAGAUUCAUCUCGUCCACAUCGACUUGUCAGACCUGGAGAGCACUCGUCAGGCUGCUGCGAACAUCCAAAAAUUGGCACCGCGUAUCGACAUCAUCAUGAACAACGCAGCAGUAAUGGCCAUUCCCGAGAGAGAAAUGACAAAGUACGGACUUGAGGCACACCUUGUCACCAAUUUCCUUGGCCAUUUUGUCCUUGCGUCACUUCUUUCCGCGCAGUUGAAAGCCGCGGGGCCCAAGGCGCGGGUUGUUAACAUUGUCAGCGGCGGAUUCUACGUUCAACCGUUCCGCUUCACUGAUUACAACUUUGACGGCGGAAAAGACCUCCCAGAAGACGAGCAAGUCGACGUCGAGAAUGCGGAAAAGCUCGGCAUGGGGUGGGUAACGGGCCUCGGCACAGGAUACAUCCCAUUUCUGGCAUAUUCCCAAACUAGUACAGCAUUGAUGCUCUAUUCCAAGGGCCUGGUUGAGGGCUUCUCUGGAGAAAAGAUCAAGGCCUUUAGUGCCGCUCCUGGAGUCGUCUUGACGGAGCUUCAAAGACAUCUUCCAGGCGAGUUUAGGAACCAAAAAAUGGUAUACAAGUCUGCAAGCCAGGGAGCCGCAAGCUUUCUCGUCGCUGCUUUGGAUCCAAGUCUCGACGACCAUCCGGGAGCGUACAUUGAUGAUUGCCACAUCAAGCAGACACCGAAAUAUGCUCAUGAUGAAGCAGUUGCCCGUAGACUCUGGACAUUAGCUGAAUCAUGGGCGGCAAGUGCAUGA
Molecule: messenger RNA, 999 nt
Organism: Trichoderma virens Gv29-8
Lineage: Eukaryota; Fungi; Ascomycota; Sordariomycetes; Hypocreales; Hypocreaceae
Exons: 4
Coding region: 1-999 (332 amino acids)
Source: RefSeq, a predicted model, not a curated record